This is a messenger RNA of Asparagus officinalis (garden asparagus), 3316 nucleotides long. RefSeq names its product WPP domain-associated protein-like. The record is from RefSeq and is a predicted model, not a curated record. The transcript has 6 exons. The coding region runs from base 302 to 2824 and encodes 840 amino acids. Lineage: Eukaryota; Viridiplantae; Streptophyta; Magnoliopsida; Asparagales; Asparagaceae.
CUCCCCCCUCAUCGCUCAAAAGAGAGACAAAAAAGUCUGGGUGAUAAAAUCUUCAUAUCGCCAGUCAAACCUUUUCCCAACAAAAACCCUAAUGAUGAUAAAAAUCCCUGAGAGUCCCUCAAAAAAGCAAGAAAAAACAAAAAGUAAGCGAGGGAAGAAAUAAAAGAUCCCUCCUUUCCCUUCGAAUCGAAGCGAGCAACGGUGGCAGAGAGAGAGGAGGAGGUCGAUUGAACCCUAGGCGUCCACAAAUUGGCGGGAGAUUUCGAUAAGGGGGGUUUUUUUGGGGGGCGAAAAGAUAGGUAUGGGGAGUUCAGAGGUGUUAGAUAAGACGCAUGAUCUUCCGAAUAAUACCGAGGUGCUAUCAAGCAGCAGUUAUAAGGAAAGUGAUGCUAUCUGUAAUGAAUCAGUGUUCUAUGAAAAAUUUUUGCUUGAUGAUUUGGAUAACUAUUGGGAUGAGCUGAAUGACCGUCUGACCGUGUCAAGGAUGGUGAGUGAUUCUGUAAUUAAGGGGAUGGUAAAUGCUGUAGUUGAAGAGUCAGAAGAGAGAAUUGCCCUGAAAGAAGCAGAAAUAUCAAGACUGAACAAAGAACUGCAGUUUCAUAAUAAUUUUGAUGAAACUGUAAAGUGGAGCUUGGUAGCAGAUUUGGGUAGAUUAAGACUUGUAGCCAAAGAGCAGAUUCAGAAGCUCAAGGAGGAUAUUAAUAGUGUUAUAGUCUCCAGUUCUACUGGUCGAGUAAAUUCCUCUACAGAUUUGGGGUUGUGCAAUAUUCUUCCUCAAACACGGAGUAGUGAGAAAAUGGUAGAAACAAAUGAAAGAGUUGAUUCUUUGGGAAUGAUAGUAGAAACAUUGUUUAAAGAAGUAAAUGAAAUGUUUCACUUGGUGAAGGCUUCCAUGUUUGAGCAUCAAGAAGAGUAUGAAUUUGAAAGGGAAAUCAGCAGCAUUCUAAUUAAGAGUAGUGUAAGUACCAUCCAGGAUGAGCUCGAAAAAAAGCUGCAUGAACAGAAAGGUCUUAUUAACAUGUUGAAUAAAAAUCGGCAACAAAGUGUAGAUGAGCUUUCUAGCAUGCGUGAGGAUCUUGAUACCAUAUGUAGAUCCUUAUCAAGCUCAGAUUCUGGUCCACUUCUCUCACAUAACAGUUUGGAUAGUUUUGAUGAGUGGAAUACUUCUAAAAGAAAGGAUCAUCCCUCUAGGAGAUUAUCAGGGAAUCACCAUUUGCCCUAUGCAGUACAAGCUGAGGAAAAUGGUAAUACCUUGAUGAAGCCUGAAGAUUGUGAGAAACCCAUGAUGGAGGUUGCUGACCCCUUGCAACUGAAGCAGAUGAGCAAGGAUGAACUGGCGUCUUAUUAUAAAACUGAAAUGAUCAAGAUGAGGAGACAGCAUGACUCAGCUCUCCAGGAAAAGACAGAAGAGCUAUUCAAACUCAAACGAGAAUUCCUCAGGGAAAAGGGUUCUUCACUUUUUAAGAAGGAUAAAGAGUUUGAGCUUUUGAAGAAAAAAAUUCCAGAAGUUAUUUUGAAGUUGGAUGGUAUUCUUUUGGAGAAAGAGAAGUUGUCUAUCGUUCAAAAUGAUCACGACGAGUUAUGCAGUUUAAAGGGAAACAUUGAUACCUUGCUUUUUGAAAAUGAGCGUUUGAGAGGUUUACUUUCAGAAAAAGGAAAAGAAGUUAAGAAUCUUUCAUCGCAGGUCUCAGAUGCAUCGAAUCAAAUGUUUCUUCAUUCCUCAGCGGAAGCUAAGUUAUUGCAGCAAAUAAAUGGACUUGAAGGUGACCUAAAGGAUGUGCAAAUAGAAGCUAGCAUCCAAGAUGAGCUGCAUGGCAUUAUUUUAAAAGAAUUAGUUAGUGAAAACAAAUGUGCUCUAGAGGAUGCAGAGAUUGAGGCCAGACUUGUGCAGGAUACUUACACUACUGUUGUUGGAGGAUUCAUUGCUGAUGGACUUUCUAAAAUUAACUCUUUUUUAUCGAAUCAUUUCGCUGAAAAGUCCUCUCUUGAAGCAUUGGUUUGUGAGAAGGAACGAGCAAUUAGUGAAGAAAUUGAGGAGGAGAAGAAGUUGAAGGAGACCAUAGCAUCCUUGUCUACACUGAUGAAAGAAAAGGAACAUGAUGCCUCAACUAGGUUUUCCACAUUGAUGCAACAAAAGCAACAGUUUGAUCUUCUUAACCAGGAAAUUGAUUUGCUUAAAGAACAGAUAAUCAAGCAAGAAGUAUUGAUUUCAGAUAGUAAGGCUGAAGCUGAUUCAAUGAAGAGAAGAUUAGAGGAAGCUUUGAGACAAAUCCAUGAAAGUGAAAUGGAGAUUAAAAAAUUGAAUGAAAAUUUAUUAACCACGUCUACUGCUUUGGAAGAAGCAGAAAAAGAAAAAACCGUGCUUCAUGCCAUCAUCGAAGACAGAGAAAACAAAUUAUUAUCAUCCAUCACUAAGGAGAAACAGCAAGCAAAGUACAUGGACUCCAUUGUCUCAUCUCUUAUGGAAUUAUCAAAAGCAUCUAUCGAUUUUGAGAACAAAAUGGCAACGGAUAUUGAAAGAAAUGAAGCUAGGUUAAAGAUUUUGAGUAGACGAUGGGUCCCAAUCAUGCAACAGGCCAACAUGAUGUCUACAAAAGCAUUGUUGUAUAAACAAAUGCUUGAAAUAAAGUCUUCAAAUCUUCAAAAGGCUGAGGCAGAGGUUGAUCUCCUUGGUGAUGAGGUAGAUGCGCUUUUGAGUCUUCUUGGAAAGAUAUACAUAGCACUUGAUCAUUACUCUCCAGUACUGCAACAUUAUCCUGGUGUAAUGGAGACUCUAAAAUUGGUUCAAAGAGAACUAGAAGGAGAAACCACUAGAUCUGCAUGAACUACUAUUGUUUCAGUUCUAAUUCCUGUCAACCAAACAGCCCCUUAUAUUGGAACAUGGACUGCCUUGCAAGCAUUUUUUUUUUGGAGCGUCGGUGUAUCCAACCUCUCUUCAGGUUGAGAAUUGGAUCCUUCAGCUAAGCUUGGCUAUCUCCAUUUGCAUAUUUAGGCAGCAAGACUGCUCAAAAUUCUGCCUCAUGUUGCUCUGAGCAUAUGGCAGAAGUCCAGCACAGUAGGAUGUAUAUUAAUUUUAUCCGGUUAACUUAUUUUUUGUUGUCGUACCCAUUUAAGAGGUUUAUAAGUAGUACAUAAAUUGUAAUUUGGUGCUCUUUGGUGUUACAUGAAGCCAAUUAUUGUACAUUAUUCUACAAAGUGUAAGCAAUAAUGUUUUCGCUUUUCAGUUCAUCUCUCAUUUGUUUUAUGAGAUUUUGUAAUCUAUGUAACUGGAGUAACAUCACUGAAAGGUCAUGUAUUAAAAAAAUGGUACGUUUCA